This is a messenger RNA of Stomoxys calcitrans (stable fly), 2388 nucleotides long. RefSeq names its product sodium-dependent nutrient amino acid transporter 1. Bases 421 to 2295 code for a protein of 624 amino acids. The record is from RefSeq and is a predicted model, not a curated record. Gene Ontology annotation, molecular function: L-amino acid transmembrane transporter activity. Gene Ontology annotation, biological process: sodium ion transmembrane transport. Gene Ontology annotation, cellular component: membrane. The transcript is spliced from 12 exons. Lineage: Eukaryota; Metazoa; Arthropoda; Insecta; Diptera; Muscidae.
GGCUGGUUGGAGUAUACGCUGCACGCUUUGCAGCUACCAAAACUAAGCUUAUUUCGAUAAUAUUUUGCCGCAACGGAAAACAUUUCAGUUCAAUUUAUUCAAUUGUUAAAGUUAGGUCGAAGCGAUCGGUAGUGCCGUUGAAACCCUCCAACAACUCGCAUCUGCCCUCGCCAAUCGGUUGCGUGUUCCAAGCGAAGUUUUGUGCGAGGUGUUCGAAAACCGUUUCGUGUUUGGAUAUUUGAGUGUUAUCAAAACUUUGUGAGACAAUUAUAUUCAUUUAUGGAAGAAUACUUGUAAAUUUGUGCAAAUUGAGUUAUUAUUAAUCGAUUAAUUGCAAUAAAAAACGUGUUAACUAAAACGCAAAAACGCACAUAGAAUAAAACUAACAUUUGCUGUAAAAUUGUGGUGCUUCUGAAAAAAAUGGAUGUUAAAACUAAUGAAGACAGCGGCCGAGUUACAACCACAGUGUCUAUUGAACUUUCCAAUAACACCAAUCAGAAAAAGACUAAAGACAAGGAUGAUAACGCCGAUGAUAGACCUAAUUGGUCAAAUGGUCUUGAAUUUCUUAUGUCCUGCAUUUCGAUGUCUGUUGGAUUGGGUAACAUUUGGCGCUUUCCCUUUACGGCCUAUGAGAAUGGAGGAGGAGCUUUUUUAAUUCCAUAUUUGAUAGUACUUUUCCUCAUAGGCAAACCCAUGUACUAUCUGGAGAUGAUUAUGGGACAAUUUACGAGCAAAGGCUCUGUAAAAGCAUGGUCUAUAUGUCCAUCGUUUUUAGGUGUGGGCUAUGGUCAAGCAUUUGGCACAUUGUCCAUUAUAACGUACUAUUCAUCUUUAAUUGCUCUGACUUUGUACUAUAUGAUCGUAUCUUGUCAAGCGAUUCUCCCUUGGACAUAUUGUCGCGACGAAUGGGAAAAUUGUGUAGAUUCAAUGCCAAAAGAAGACACAUUGCAAUUUCCCAAUGACACAUCAAAUAAAUUGACCAGCAGUUCGGAGUUGUACUUUAUUGAAAUUGUAUCAAAGGAAAAGGAUCAAAUAGAUGACGGCCUGGGAUCUCCCGAUUUGUAUUUAACGUUGACGUUAUUUGCAUCAUGGAUCGUUAUUUUUCUCGUUAUACGUAAUGGUGUUAAGAGUUCCGGAAAAGCUGCAUACUUUUUGGCGUUAUUUCCCUACGUAGUUCUCAUUGCUUUAUUAAUACGCGCGGUAACCUUGGAGGGUGCCGUGGAUGGGAUUUUAUUCUUUUUGGAACCUGACUGGGGUCAGUUGGCAAACUUAAAGGUUUGGAAGGAAGCUGUUGUCCAGUGCUUUUUUUCUCUGGCAGUUGGCAUUGGCCCGAUAAUCAUGUUUUCGUCCUACAACCGAUUUGAUCAUCCAAUUUACAGAGAUGCCAUGAUUGUUACCAGCUUAGAUACGUUGACCAGUAUGUUGGCGGGUAUUACAAUUUUCGGAAUAUUGGGCAAUCUGGCGCAUAAUCUUAAGGUGUCCGAUAUAAAGGAGGUGGUUCAAAGUGGCACUGCAUUGGCAUUUAUAUCGUAUCCAGAUGCUAUUGCGAAAUUUCAGGCUGUUCCUCAAUUUUUCGCAGUUCUUUUCUUCUUCAUGCUGUUCGUUUUGGGAGUGGGCUCUAUUGUAGCUCUGCAGAGCACAAUUGUCACCAUUAUAUGUGAUCAGUUCAAGUCCACGAAAUAUUGGGUUGUUGCUUUGAUUUGUUCAAUAGGUGGAUUUCUAUUGGGUUUGGUUUAUGUGACCCCAGGUGGCCAGUGGAUUUUAAAUUUGGUUGACUUUUACGGUGGAACAUACGUGGUAUUUGCCUUGGCGAUUUUGGAAAUUGUUGGAAUUAUUUGGAUUUACGGUUUACAAAAUUUCUGUGAUGAUGUUGAAUUUAUGACAAACAGAAAAGUGUCGAUAUAUUGGCGUCUAUGUUGGUCAUUCCUAACGCCUGUUAUGAUGAUAGUCAUUUUUGUCUACUCCAUGGUCACCAUUGAACCUUUAACAUACAAGAAAAUUGAAUAUCCAGAAGCAGCAAAUAUUGCUGGUUGGGUAAUAUUUGCCAUUGGCAUUGCUCAGUUUCCUUUAUGGGGUUGGUGGUAUAUUAAAACCCAUUACAAGGAUUCAUUCAUGAAUACAUUGAGAACUUCUUUAAGAUCUUCUGAGGAGUGGGGACCAAAGAACCCAGAAACACGGGCCAAAUGGAUAGCUUAUAAAGAAGCUUUAGCUUUGGAACGGGGGAAAAAGUUGUCAAGCAAUAAAUUUGGAUUCUUUAAGCAAAAAGUUUACAACAUAUCAGUAGGAAAAAAUUAAAAAAAAGUUAAUCAAUCGACAGUAUUAAUAUAGCAACUAACAAAUGUAUGUAUGUAUGUAUAUAAAUUAAAUGUUACUUAAAUAUUUGCAUUA